AAACCAGGUAAGAACGUGGCUGCUAUCAUCCAGGACAUCCACUCGCAGAGGGAGAGGGACCUGCUGCGUGAAGUGGACAGCAGGUAUGGCACAGAGAGGCCCCGCUCCCGAAGCCCCAUAAGCCGCUCCCUGUCGCCCCGAUCCCACACUCCCAGCUUUACUUCCUGCAGUUCACCCCACAGCCCGAUGGGGACCGGCAGGACCGACUGGGGAAAUGGGAGAGAGUCGUGGGAUCAGUCCCCGUAUUCUCGACGGGAAGAGGAAAGAGACAGCAGAGAAUGGCGAGAGAAUGGAGAUGAGAAGAGGGACAGGACUGACAUGUGGGUACAUGAGAGGAAACAUUAUUCCCGACAGCUGGACAAGUUUGAUUUGGAUGAACGGAUUGAAGGAGGCAGAGGGCACAGAGAAAAAUAUUUAAGGAGUGGUUCCCCUGGCUCCCUUCACCCUUUAUCUGGCUACAAGAGCAGGGAAGAUGACUAUUACCGAAAAACCUCUAAGUCGAAAUCUGACAAGUUUCAGAGGCAGUUGCAGGAUUUACCUGGGAGAUCUAAGAGAAAGGAAGAGGCAAAGUUAAGGGAACGCCGGCAUUCUUACAGCGAGGACACUGCCAGGGAGGAGGCAGCUGAACAGAAGCACAGCAAAGCAUCUGAGGGCUCCAGGCAAAAACAGAGUGAUAAGAACAAGGUGAAGAAAGCUGAAAAAGACCAAGAGGAAGAUGCUGCUGCUGAAGGCAGUGAUGGGAAGGAAACCAAAACCCCUGAGAAUGAGCUUGGGAAAGAGGAGCAAGUUCCAGAGAAAAGCUCACCUUCAGCUAAUAAACAAGAACCUGGAGAGAUUCCGGAAAACGCAAGAAAAGAGAAGGACCGUGACUGGGAGAGUGGAAGUGAGAUAGAAGGCGAGACCUGGUAUCCUGCUAACAUGGAGGAAUUAGUGACGGUAGAUGAAGUGGGAGAAGAUGAUUUAAUUAUGGAGCCUGAUAUUACUGAGCUUGAAGAAAUAGUACCAGUUGAUCAAAAAAAUAAAGCUGCUGCAGAAAUGUGUCCGUGCAUGUCAACCAUGCUGGAACUGAAAAAUGAUCACAGCCACUUAACCAGGAGUGAAGACAAAUUUGCCCACAAAGCUUUGGAAACAAACUUCAGAUCAGCAAAGGGCAGCGUAGCUUCUAGCGGUUGUCAGGAUGAGGAGGAGGAGGAGGAUAAUGAUGAUGCUGUAACUGAAGCAUCAAGCCUAAAUCUGGACCCUGAGCGGAAGCCAGAGGAAUUGCAAGAAGACCAAUCUGCUAAGGAGUCUGAUCCCCAGCAGAAGGAAGAAAAAAUUGAUAAGAGCUCUGACACUCGUUUAGAGCCCGAAGAUCACCAUAUACCUUCUGCUCAUCUGAAAGAAGAGACUCUCCAGCUCCCUGAUACAUUUAUAGAUGAUUACAAACAGAUGGGAUCACAAGGAGCUGAGAGCAGAGGAGCUAUGGAAAUGCUUGUUAAAAACGCGAGUGAAGAAACAAGACACGGAAGCCAAGAGUGUCCAGAGGCCAAGGCAAAUUCUAGGUACCUGGAAAUGAGGUCUCUGGAAUACCCGGAGGUAGAAUCUAAAAGACGGCACUCUCCGCCAGCCUGGGAACAAGAGGAUGUCUUCACCGAGCUCAGCAUUCCCCUGGGCGUGGAAUUUGUGGUGCCGAGAACUGGGUUUUACUGCAAGCUCUGUGGACUCUUCUACACAAAUGAAGAGACGGCAAAGACAAGUCACUGCAGAAGUACCGUUCACUACAGAAAUCUUCAGAAGUACCUGUCGCAGCUUGCAGAGGAGAGUCUGAAAAUGAGGGAAGAAGGCAGCCCUCUGCCUCAGGAUGACACUGGCAUUGUUCCUCACUUUGCAAAGAAGAAACUAUGA
This is a messenger RNA of Eurypyga helias (sunbittern), 1884 nucleotides long. RefSeq names its product RNA binding motif protein 20 (gene RBM20). Gene Ontology annotation, cellular component: nucleus. The transcript is spliced from 7 exons. Lineage: Eukaryota; Metazoa; Chordata; Aves; Eurypygiformes; Eurypygidae. The annotation marks the transcript as partial. The record is from RefSeq and is a predicted model, not a curated record. Gene Ontology annotation, molecular function: zinc ion binding; nucleic acid binding.